Mesitornis unicolor (brown roatelo) is the source of this 474-nucleotide messenger RNA. Its product is annotated as thyroglobulin-like. The annotation marks the transcript as partial. The transcript is spliced from 3 exons. The record is from RefSeq and is a predicted model, not a curated record. Lineage: Eukaryota; Metazoa; Chordata; Aves; Mesitornithiformes; Mesitornithidae.
GUCAAAAAUAUGUCAGUGCUGCUGUUCUUCCACAAUGGAGGGAGUUACAAUGCUGAGACAGGAAAGACGACUAUAGAUGGAUCAUACCUAGCUGCCGUCAGUAAUGUCAUUGUCGUGACAGCACACUACCGAGUUGGUGUUUUUGGCUUCCUUAGUACUGGUUCUCCUGAGGCGAGUGGAAACGCCGGCCUUUUGGAUCAAUUGGCCGCUUUGAAGUGGGUGCAGCAGAACAUCGCUAGUUUUGGGGGAGAUCCAAGCCGGGUUUCUUUAGGAGCUGACCGUGGUGGGGCAGAUGUUACCAGCAUUCACCUGCUCACGGAGGCAGUGGAUCUGGACCUCUUCAGGAGGGUGUUGUUGAUGCUACGCCAGGUUAGUUUCCAUUCCAUAAAUACGGUUGUUGAUCAGCAGUUUUUAGACUCUAAAACUGAUGAGCCAAACAUCCGCAUGUUUAAAGUAUCCAAUCUUUUUAUCUGA